UUGCACCAUUCCCCUCUCUCUGGGCUCCGGCGUGUUGCAGGCAGCGGGGGAGGGGCCAAUGUAAUUUUCUACAUUAGUGAAUCAGUGCGGGCGAAUCCUGGAGGGACGGAGGAGCUCCUCCAACAUCAUCCUCAUCCUCAGAGCCGGCAGAGCUCCUCCAACAUCAUCCUCAAGCCGGGCAUGCUGUGAGCCCCCCAUCCCCAUCCUCCUUCCAUCAUCAUGGCUCUGGUCAUGGAACCCAUCAGCAAGUGGAGUCCCAAGCAGGUGGUGGACUGGAUGAAAGGGCUGGACGACUGCUUGCAGCAAUACAUCAAAAACUUUGAGCGGGAGAAGAUCAACGGGGAGCAGCUACUACACAUCACCCACCAGGAGCUGGAGGAGCUCGGAGUCACCCGGAUCGGCCAUCAGGAACUCAUACUGGAGGCCGUGGACCUGCUGUGCGCCCUGAAUUACGGUCUGGAGACGGAGAAUUUGCGCACGCUCUCCCACAAACUCAACUCAUCCGCCAAAAAUCUCCAGAACUUCAUCACAGGAAGGAGGCGGAGCGGGCACUACGAUGGGCGGGCCUCCCGGAGAUUACCCAACGACUUCCUCACCUCCGUGGUGGAUCUGAUUGGUGCUGCGAAGAAUCUGCUGGCCUGGCUGGACAGGUCUCCGUUUGUCAGCGUGACGGAAUAUUCGCUCCUGAAAAAUAACAUUGUUCAACUGUGCCUGGAACUGACCACCAUCGUCCAACAGGAUUGCACUGUCUAUGAAACGGAAAAUAAGAUUCUCCAUGUGUGUAAAACUUUGUCUGGGAUCUGCGACCACAUUAUUUCCCUGUCAUCCGAUUCGCUGGUGUCUCAGUCGGCCCAUUUGGAAGUCGUCCAUCUCACAAACAUUAUGCCAAGUGAAGGACUGGGAAUGUACAUCAAGUCUACGUAUGACGGCCUCCAUGUCAUCACCGGAACCACGGAGAACUCACCUGCCGACCAAUGCAAGAAGAUCCACGCCGGCGACGAGGUCAUCCAGGUCAACCAUCAGACCGUGGUCGGUUGGCAAUUAAAGAACUUGGUGAACGCGUUGAGAGAAGACCCCAGUGGGGUGAUCCUGACCCUGAAGAAGAGACCCCAGAACACUCUGGCAUCGGCACCCGCACUCCUGAAGAACGUCCGAUGGAAACCGCUUGCACUUCAGCCUGUGAUUCCAACCAGUCCCACAAGUGGUAACACAACACCCACCGGAACAAUGGGAAUGCCAUCCAAGGUGGACGGCUCCACCCUACACGAUGUCUUCAUCCUUUCCCCUGUGUCUGGACUUUAUGGCCCAAGAGAUGACAUCGGCAUCGUGUCCUGCGAUGACAUCAAUAAGUACGGCGUCAGCAAGAUGGGGGUCAAGGGUUCGGAAUCGCCCAGCUACUUCCUCGAGCACGAGAGCGGCAAAUAUUACACGCUGAUUGAAGGUGAGGGACAUGACGUGGGCUCAGAGUAUGACAGAGGUAGAUCGACAGGUGUGCGCCGAAGAGAAAAGACGCCGACUCACGGUGAUCUGAGGCCCGUGUCCAUGCCCACCGACUACAGCUGGAUAGGAGACCCCAAAGAGCCCAACAUGUACAAGAGAGGGAGCCGAGGUAAGCGGAAUAACUCUCUCCUGAGAUAUCUGAGCGAUGAUAAGAUCCUGGUGAUCCAAGAGGAGCCGCUGAGCCAGAAAGACAACAAGAAGGACACGGGCCGGAGGUCCCGGAAAAAAAGCAAGAACCCGGGCAGUCCCAGUUACCCCAUCAGCCCUUCCAUGCUAACCUCCAGCGGGCGGCUGGACCCGGCCCAACAGGACGCCAUGACCUUCUCCAUGGCCGACAGCAACACUGUACCCCUCUACCACUCUUUCCAUUACGCAUCUCUGAGGGUAAAAACCAAAAAAAGAUCCAAAGGAAAUUCGCUGACCAGCGGCAGCCGGCGGAGGAUUUCCUGCAAGGAUCUCGGCCACGGCGACUGCGAGGGAUGGCUGUGGAAGAAGAAGGACGCCAAGGGAUAUUUCACCCAGAAGUGGAAGAAGUAUUGGUUCAUCCUGAAGGACUCCGCCCUCUACUGGUACACCAAUCAGAACGAUGAGAAGGCGGAGGGGUUCAUCAGCCUCCCGGAGUUCAGGAUCGAUCGCGCCAUCGAAUGUCGGAGGAAACACGCCUUCAAAGCGUGUCACCCGAAAAUCAAGAGCUUCUUCUUCGCCACGGACUGCCUGGAGGAGAUGAACAGGUAGGAGGAGCCAUAAUCCAUCGAUGCUCGGGGGAGGGUCA
Molecule: messenger RNA, 2272 nt
Organism: Rana temporaria (common frog)
Lineage: Eukaryota; Metazoa; Chordata; Amphibia; Anura; Ranidae
Product: connector enhancer of kinase suppressor of ras 2-like
Exons: 17
Coding region: 220-2235 (671 amino acids)
Biological process (GO): regulation of signal transduction
Cellular component (GO): membrane; cytoplasm
Molecular function (GO): protein binding
Source: RefSeq, a predicted model, not a curated record